AUGGAUAUAGACGAACAAUACGCGCCGUUUCCAGGAGCACGCGCCACGCCCAGCAGACCCGACAAUCCUCAUGCAGAUGUCGAGGAGUCAUAUACACGAGUUGUCAACCGUCCCAGUCCUGCAUAUCAAAAUGCAACUGCUCAGAAGGCGCGCCCAGCGGGUCCUCUCGCUGCACAGCCCGUGCCUAGAGGGUCAACUCUGUCGGCACCGGCUCCCGUAUCCGUGGUAUUGAGGACCUCGCCGAUCAAAGUGCACGAGUACUCCGAAUACGAUGUCGCCAUCACAGAAGCUACCACGGCAGAGGAUGAGCCGCCGCGCAAGAAGAGAGGCCGCCCCAAAGGAUGGAAGGCUGGCCUGUCAUAUGCUGAGAUGCGAGGCGGCGUUAGACCCAAAUCAGUUAUGCGCGUUGGCCGGUCUGGCAGACAGACGCAAGCACCAGACUACAGAUUGAAGCGUCGGCGCAAGACUGCCGCGCGGUCAGAUUCACCGCAACCGAGGGAGCUCUACCUCGCUUUGAAGCCGGUAUUUACGCGUUUUUUGUGCGAAUGGUCCGGCUGCCAGGCGGAUUUGCAUAACAUGGACACAAUGCGCCGACAUGUGCAUGCAGUUCACCUCAGGCCUCAGCAUCAACAGCACCGCUGCCUGUGGGGUAAAUGCGCCGGGAAAUCAGCCACGCAGCAUGACGAUGCCGCGGCUCUGGCCAAGCACAUGGAGAGGGCUCACUUGGUACCGAUGGCUUGGCAUGUUGGGGAUGGACCAAGGAAUAGCUGGGAUUGGACCACUCGGCUCGAGGCAGAUGGGGAGGCUGUUCCGGACUUCCUGAAAGACAGCGACGGCAACCAAGUGACGCCGUCAACGCGGGAUCAGGAAGUGGAAGAUAUACUGACGUACAGGAAUAACAGAAGGAAACUGAAAGAUCUCAUCAUGCGGCGGGAUGAAAACUUGGAAUCACAGUCAUCGGGUGAAUCUGAAGGCGAGGACAUGGCAUCAGGCCUGUGA
Molecule: messenger RNA, 999 nt
Organism: Akanthomyces muscarius
Lineage: Eukaryota; Fungi; Ascomycota; Sordariomycetes; Hypocreales; Cordycipitaceae
Exons: 2
Coding region: 1-999 (332 amino acids)
Source: RefSeq, a predicted model, not a curated record